Messenger RNA from Armigeres subalbatus, 852 nucleotides. RefSeq names its product flavin reductase (NADPH). Gene Ontology annotation, molecular function: biliverdin reductase [NAD(P)H] activity; riboflavin reductase (NADPH) activity. NCBI's taxonomy places the organism in Eukaryota, Metazoa, Arthropoda, Insecta, Diptera, Culicidae. The coding region runs from base 185 to 805 and encodes 206 amino acids. The record is from RefSeq and is a predicted model, not a curated record. The transcript has 4 exons.
CAUAAAAUGCCUUAUUGUGCUGGUUGAAAACAAGAAGAAAAAAUCUACGAGCUUGCGACUUUUUGUACGCCUGACAUGUAUUGCGAUAAGACCGGACGGACAUGGUAUAUUAAAAUAAUUCACUUCACUCCAAUUGCGAUCAUUUAGAGAGAAUCAUUUUUUUCUGUUUAUCUGUGUUUGCUGAAUGAUGAGUAAAAUUGUCGUAUUCGGGGGUACUGGCAUGACCGGCCAAUGCGCUGUUAAAUAUGCUCUCGAAAAAGGUCUUACGGUUCGUCUUAUGGUGCGUGAUGAAGCUACAGUUCCGGAUAACUUCAAAAAUCAGGUGGAACUGGUGAAGGGAGAUGUGAUCAAUUCAGACGAUGUGGCUAACGCAAUAAAGGGCCAGGAUUUGGUGUGUGUUGUCUUGGGGACUCGGAACGAUUUGAAACCCACCACCAUGAUGUCAACUGGCAUGCAGAACGUUGUGGAAGCGAUGAAGGCGGAACAUCUCGCGAAGGUAUCCGUUUGCUUAUCAUCGUUCCUGUUUUUCGCACCGGAGCAGGUGCCGAAAAUGUUUGCCCAUCUAAAUGCUGAUCACAAACGAAUGCUGGAUGUGUUGAAGGCAUCAGAUCUGGAGUAUCGUGCAAUUUUCCCUCCACAUAUCGCUGAUGAACCUUCCUCCGAAUUCGUUAUUGAAUACGAUAAAUCUCCCGGACUGACUCGUGAGAUUUCCAAGUUUGAUUUGGGAAAAUUUUUGAUCGAAUCGCUAUUUGAAGAGAAACAUGCUGCCAAAGUGAUUGGUCUUUGCACAAAGCCUAAGGCAUAAUUUGUAUCGAGGGCAAUAAAUACAUUUGUGAAAAUUGUUAGAAGAGA